Messenger RNA from Amphimedon queenslandica, 2128 nucleotides. RefSeq lists its product as uncharacterized. Gene Ontology annotation, biological process: carbohydrate metabolic process. NCBI's taxonomy places the organism in Eukaryota, Metazoa, Porifera, Demospongiae, Haplosclerida, Niphatidae. The transcript is spliced from 2 exons. The coding region runs from base 55 to 2067 and encodes 670 amino acids. The record is from RefSeq and is a predicted model, not a curated record.
UUCUUCUCUAUGAAUAUUGAUUGAAUAUCUCUAGUGAUUUACACCAAUAACAAUAUGUCUGUCACACUUGUAACAGCCCUGCUCCUUUUCUCGCUCUCAUUUUCCUGUAUCCAAGCAGCAAAAGAUACUACCCCGGUCCAGACGAUCCUACCUGAUGCUACAGAUCGUGCAACAAAUGCUCUGGACGGCCUGCUUCAUUAUUUUUGGGAACAUGAUCCCAGAGCAAAGCAAAUUGGCUUCUUUUUCUCCUGUGGUCAAAUAGGAGGCUGGGGCGGGCCUACAGUGUGGAACAAGUGUAGCUGCAACACAAAAGAUGCUUGCACUGACUGCUAUCGCUGGUGGGAUGCUGUCUCUCUCGAGUCUAUUGCUACUUAUGGCAUCUACACAAAAUCUAAAAGAAAUGCCACUAUCCCAAGCAUCAUGUAUGCUCAUUCGCCAUACAACGAUAAAUGGAAUGCCACAGCCAUUUGUACUUUCAUUGACGAUUUCUUGUGGUACGGCAUUGCUUACCUAAGAGUCUACGAAUGGCUUCAGGAACCAAUAUGGCUGAAUCGUUCUCUCGGUAUAUACAACUGGACGUGGUUUUAUGGUUGGGACGAUGAUAGAGGGGAUAAAAAUCCAGUCAAUACUGGCUGUGGUGGUGUCUGGUGGAACAAUUGCCCUGAUCAUCAUUUUAAAGACUCCAUUACUAUGUUACAGAUGCUUCAUCUCUCUUCAAAACUAGCCUAUCUCUUUCCUAAGAAUGAUACUUACUUGGUAAAGGCAGAGAAAGUGUGGAACUGGUUCUUUAGUUUUGAUGAUGGAUAUGGUUUAAUGACUGACGAGUAUUUAGUAUCAACUGGUGCUCUUCCUGAAAAUUGCUGCAAUUCUUCAUCAAAGGAUCCCUUAACUAAAUGUUAUAACUCAAAGAUACCAGGUACUUCAUAUAAUCAAGGACUACUGAUGAGUUCAGCAGCUUACCUGUACAGGAGGACUGGUAACAAGACCUAUCUACUAGUAGGAAUGAGAGCAUUAGAAGCUAUACUGGCCAACUAUACUACAGAUGAAGGUAUUCUUAUCGAUGAACCUAGAAGCUACCAGAACUAUCAAAAUGACUACUGUUGGGGCUCUACUUCAGAUCCUGGCGGUGACUUCUUCUCAUUCCAAGGUAUCUUCAUGGUUCAUCUUGGUUACUUUGUUGAUACACUGAGAGAAAAUGGCACCUUCUCUGAUGAGAUGCUAGACGAAGUAGCAGCUUUUGUACAAAAGACAAGCGAUGCUGCUUGGACAAGAUCAGCAGUGUGGCCUCCAUUUGAUAAUGUUUCAGAUGUCUGCAACACUGGUCCGGUAAAUACAACACUAACGUAUCCUAAGUUCUACUGGUGGUGGGCAAAAAACAACACUGCUCAGAUCAUACCACCUGAUCCAAGGAUGUACAUCCACAAGACCCAACUUCGCUGCUAUACUUGGACCAACUCUCAGAUCCUCGAGGGAAUGUUUGGGUCAGAGGAAAAGUGCAUGGAAAAAUGCAUGAAGUACAAGAACUGCUCAAAGUAUCUCUAUCAGACGGACCAGAGCGCUGUCCCAGGUACCGAUUGUUGGAUAUGGUCGUAUAAUCGUACGGACCACUUUUGCAAUUUAACGGAUUAUGAUUUUAAUGUUGGUAUAAAGAGACCGGUAGGUGGUACAUGCAAGGGUCACUGCAAUCUAAGUACACCAGUCAAAACGGCUAAUGGUGGAGUAUGCUACUGUGAUUCACAGUGUGCUAAACACCUUGACUGCUGUCUGGAUUAUGUUGAUUAUUGUCAACCUAAGUCUCCUGUCCCCUCUUGCAAAGGAAGAGGAAAGUGCAAUAGAGCUGUUGCUCAGCCUAUAAGAGGUGGUGGGUAUUGCUGGUGUUUUAGCGGCUGCAAUCCUUGGUACACUGAUAACAACAGUGAUGGGAGCUGUUGUCCUGACUAUUUAGAGGUGUGUGAGAAGAUAUCAAUUCCUCCUUGCAUUGAUGCACGGUCCCAGGGUUCUGCUGUGAACCUCUUUGUUGCUCAUUUGCUUUUGGAACAAAAACUCAAAGAAAAAGAAGCUGCUUAAAUUCUUAAAUUUUAUAGCUACCUUUUAUUGUGUACCCUUUUUUGAUUGAGUGCUAAUAAAG